Messenger RNA from Oikopleura dioica, 258 nucleotides. NCBI's taxonomy places the organism in Eukaryota, Metazoa, Chordata, Appendicularia, Copelata, Oikopleuridae. The record is from the annotation of a GenBank genome assembly.
AUGGCGCUUAUCUGCCGCAAGGCUCCAACGCUACCGUCGACAAUGGCUACUGAGCAAGCUGCUGCUCCAAUAAUGAUCAACGAAGAUGGCCAGCGACGCAGUUUCAAGGGCUAUGCUUUCACACAGAUGGAAGAUAACAUGGGCAUUCAAGAAGAUAUAAUCAGACACAACCUCCCAAAGUCGAAAGAGUCCAGCUCCACUAGUGUCCACGAACCUGUUCCGACCGUUCUGUAUUCCUACGUCCACAAAGAGACGUAA